AUGUCUGAUAAGGCCGCAGAUACGGAGGAAAAAAUGGAAAGUGACCAAAGUUUGAGCGGCGAAACUACUAGUACAUCCGACACUUCUAGCGGGAGUUCAGAAUGUGAUGAAGAGUUAAUGGAACCAGUUAGUAUCCUAGGCCACACCUUAGAAUUACCCCAAGAGCUUUGUGAAGAUUAUUCUAUAUUUAAAGAAUUUUUUUCCAUGAAAACAUGGGAUAGUUUGGAAGAUAAACAUAAAGAAAACCUCACAAAGCUACUUCCCCAAUUCAAUGACAAUAGUGACGAAGAGAAUGAGACAACUUUGAAGAUGUUGUUCAAUCAUGAACCAUUUCAUUUCACUUCACCCCUCAGCAAUUUAUAUUCAAAUUUAAGACAAGGCAAUUACAGGCCAGACAUUGCUAAAAUGAGGAAGUUUCUAAAGAAAGCUAGAGCAAAACAACAAAAACAUAAGAAAAAAUCAUAUUAUGCAAAACUUUUACCUGAACUAUUAAUCUCCCGAGAACGCUUGUUAGCAGUAGUUAAAGGGGCACCUCCUGGCCCAAUUCCUCGAUUGCCACUUUUAGCUCCCAAAUCAUCAACCAAAAAUAAGUACAAAUCUUUGCAUAUAAGAGUGAAACAAAGGUAUUUUGAGGAACUAGCUGCCAUUUGGAGUGAGGUUGGUGGAGAAGAGUCUGAAGAUGAAAAUUACCCCGAAGGACCACCAGAGCGGGCAAUGAAAAAGAAAAAACAAUCAACCCAUGGGCAGCAUAUUGAUAGUAAUGUAUCUGGAACACUUGGUGGAAGUGAUCCAUCAUAUUUGACAUCACUGCAAUGCUUGAAAAAUGUCCUGGCAACUCACAAGGCAAGGAGGCAGUACAGAGAAAAUCAUCCAGAACUCAUUACUACUGGUAUAACUUUAGAGGACAUUAAGCAAAGAGUUGCAGUUUUAAAUGGUGCUAAGAAACUUAUGUUUGGCGGCCCUAAAACUGAAUCUCCUAUCCAGAAACUAAGAAGAGGUGCCAAAAAAGAAUUACAUGGUAAAGCCAUGAAAUCAGACAUAAAACCGCCAAUUAAGAAAGGAAAAGAGGAUCUUGAUAGCAUAGAAAGUAAACCAUUAUUACCUAAUAUAAAAAUAAAAUGCGAGCAGGAGGAAUCUGAUUCAGAAAGUUCAUCAUUUUUGGAUCCUGUUGCAAGUCCGAAGCAUUCUAAGAAGUUGUUAGACCACACUGAAAUCAAACAGGAAGCUGUGGACACUAAGUAUCCAAACCUUAUGAAUAUGAACUACAGUGAAUCUAAACUGGAAACUGCUAUUAAACAAGAACCUAUGGAUUAUGUUAAUUCAAUGCAAAACUCAAGAGUUUUGCAACCUGUGCCAAUAAAGUUGGAGGAUUUGGAUGGAAUUGAUAUGAUGACACUACCAAUCGAAUUGGCCGACGAGUCCGGUGAUGUCCUACCCGUAGUCACUUCAACGGAAACUGGCGACGACGCCGAUGAACCUUUGACGGAGACAACCCACGCAAACUUCUUGUCUCUGGUGAGGGCUUUAUUCCCGGCGAGAGCAGCGCAUCGGGCCUCCAAGCAGCAGUUGCACGCGAGGUGUGCAGCGGUAAUGAAGUCGCCGAUUGCUCCACUUAACACUUGGUACAACUUAUCUGAUGACUGGUGUGCUGAGCUCAACUCUGCAUUGGAUUUUCUGGCGGGAGAGAGAGGGCCACAUCCGGAUGAUUUCGUUCCAUACUUGCAGUACAUACCCGAGACACAGAUCUACCAAUGGAUCGGCGCGGGCCGUGAUUGCGACGCGAUUUUGGGUCGACUCUGCGAACGUUGGCUGAGGGCGGUUUCGCCCCAGCCCUCAUCAACCGAAGCUCCACCCCCGAGGUGGCCCACUUCGUGGACGGUCCGCGCACCGACGCCUGCCGAGAUCGCCGAUUUCCGUGCGCAGGAGAGACGGAGGUUCGCCUCUGCUACGAAGCCCUUCACAUACGUCCAGCACGGGUACCGGGCGGCGGUGGGGCCGAUCGCGCGCAGCGGCGUGGGCUGCGGCGGGGCGACGGGGGCGCUGGUGUGCGCGCAGCGGCCCCGCUCGGCCACCUUCGGCGCGCUGCUCAGGGACGCGCUCGCCCGCCUGCCCAACGGCGAGGGCACCAGGGCCGACAUCGUCACCCUGCUCAAAAUGUCUCAAUGGAUCGCUCCAUGCACCGAUCAGGCGUUGUCUAGUGCGAUUACUGCCGCGCUGGAGAAAUUGCUAACGGUGAAACGCGACCCUAUCGUGAAAUACGACCAACGGACUGCGGUGUGGACAUAUCUGCAUAGACACAGAAGUGAAGAGGACUGGUUGAAGGGCAGCGGGCAACGUAACCGCGGAGGGAAAACUGCCGCCGUCCUACCGCCCGCUAUUUCGCCGCAUACUUCUGCCGUGGAUGUGGAGACCACCGGCGCCGAGGAGGUGGUCGAAAACGCAUCCGACAGCGACGUGGACGUGGACGACAGCGGCGCCCCGCCCUCCGUGCCGCACCUCUCCUCCGCCCAGCUGCUCAUGCAGGCGACGCAGCAGGCGACGCAGGUCAAGCAGCUGCAGCAGGCGCUCGCCAACAGGCCGAAGGGGAAACUUGUCGCCGCGCCCCCCAAGCCCAGGGGCGUCCAGGCGAAGCAACCCCCGCCACUGGCGAAACAGCCCAACCCCGGCCCAGCGAGAACGCCGUCGCUGUCCGGAAAGCAAGGCGGCCCUCCGCCCGCGGCUCCCGCGAAGCUGGCCGGCCCAGCCGCCAAAGCGAUGUUGCCCAAAGCGGCGAGCGUCGCCCAAGCUAAGCAGACCCUCGCGAAGCAGCCUGCGCCGAAACUGGUGCCGCUAACGAAGCACUCGCCUAAACAGGCGCCGGCGAAGAGCGUUGCGCUCGAAACGCCGAAAUCGAUCGGUCCGACGAAGCCGUCCGUUGAGACCGUUCCGAAGUCCCUGCCGUCGGUGGUGCUCACUCAGAAGCCGGUAGUGAAGCCGAAGGUCGCUCAGAAGAUGGACACGCCGCCGAGUCUGGUUCCAUGCAGUUUGUCAAAUCAACACACUACCGUUGUCUCUGUAGUUCAACCUGCAUCUGUUUCAUCUGUACAGCAAAGUCAGGCGAAGUUGACCCAAGUUACAAGGUCGUUACUCAUAAGGCCGCCUUCAGUACAAACCACUUCAACAACUGCAGCCAUAACUGUUUGUGCUCCGUCCACACAGACAAGUACACCCCGUAGAGGAGUGGUAAGAGUGUUAAGUCCAGCUACCCCAUCUUCGGGGAAAUCACUUAUAUCACCUCAAGCUUUGAUGCAACAAACCACGCCUACGACGAAAAAGCGGACAAUUGUUACCAGUGCGAGCUCCCUAACGACACUGGCGCAGACGUCCGCGGGCGCGACAUCUGUGGUGAGCAGCGUGCCGACUGCGGUGACGUCAUCGGUGCCGAUGCGCACCGUCCAGCUGGCCGGCGGGCGGACCGUGCAGCUGGCCACCAGCCAGACGGUGCACCUGCCCGGCGGCCAAGCUGUUCAGCUCACGCCCGGCCACGCGCUGCAGCUGUCGCCGCUGCAGCUGCCCUCGCACAGCGUCCGCCUGCCCAGCGGCCAGACUGUCCAGCUCGCCAGCCCACAGACGGUCCGCGCAGUCGCCCAGCCGAAGAACCCCACCGCCCGAGCGCUGCCUCCGCCGCCUGUCAAGGCCGGCCAGCCCAUGCAGAUCCCGGUCUCGGCUGUACAGCUCGCCGGGCAGACGGUGCAGAUCGCCGGCCAGAGCGUCCAGCUCGCCGGCCACACGGUCAAGCUGCCGAGCGGGCAGAGCGUCCAGGUGGCCGGCCAGAGCGUGCUGCCGCCGCAGAGCGUGCAGACGGUCCAGCUCGCCGGCAACGUCCAGACGGUGCAGCUGAGCGGCCAGAGCGUGAUACCGGGCCAGAGUGUUCAAAUGGCCCCCGGUCAGAGCGUGAUCGCCUCGCAAACCGUGCAGAUCGGCGGGCAGACCGUCCAACUGGCCGGCGGGCAAACGUUGCAGCUGCCUAGUGGACAGACAGUGCAAUUGUCUAGUGGACAGACGAUACAGUUAGCCAGUGGACAGACUUUGCAGCUAGCCAAUCAGCAAACGCCGAAGUCCAUAGCCCAAGUGGUGAGGACGCAAUCGACGGGUGACAAACCUUCGCAGCCUAUAGUCGCGAAAUUGUUAACAAAUGCACAGGGUCAAAUGAUAUCGCUAGAAGGUGUUGUCGGUGGGGCGCGGGCGUUGCAAGUGGCGAGCGUGGGUAACGUGGGCAACGUGGGCGGCGUGGGCAGCGUGAGUAGCGUGGGCAACGUGGGCAACGUGGGCGGCGUGGGUACGGUGAGCAGCGUCCGAAGCCGCGGCGGCGUGCGCGUGCUUUCGCCGGCGACGAGACUCGCCCGACCGCUCCUGCUCACUUCUGCGAAGCCCUUGCACAACAUUAUUUUACAGCAAAGCGAUGGUAACGCUAUCCGAGUGACGUCAAGCGGUGCUUCGACAUCGCAAACGAUAGUUUUAAGUAAUAUAGGGGGCCAGGCUGUUACCACAUCUACUUCGUCGCCGCCUGUAUUGAAAUUGCAACAGGUGAAUCCGAUACAUCAGGUUAGACUACCGCAGGGGAUAAAAAUUCAACAGGCCGUCCCAACGUCUACAGUGGCGACAUCUAGCGGAGUUCGCAGCGUGCUGAUGGAGGGGCAGCAACUGAAACUGGUGGGCGGGAGACACGUGCUGGCGAGAUUGCUCAGACCAGCAAAUCCACAACAG
This is a messenger RNA of Iphiclides podalirius (scarce swallowtail), 4746 nucleotides long. The record is from the annotation of a GenBank genome assembly. Lineage: Eukaryota; Metazoa; Arthropoda; Insecta; Lepidoptera; Papilionidae.